Molecule: messenger RNA, 2268 nt
Organism: Naegleria gruberi
Lineage: Eukaryota; Heterolobosea; Eutetramitea; Acrasida; Naegleriidae
Exons: 4
Coding region: 1-2268 (755 amino acids)
Biological process (GO): proteolysis
Cellular component (GO): cytoplasm
Molecular function (GO): calcium-dependent cysteine-type endopeptidase activity
Source: RefSeq, a predicted model, not a curated record
AUGCCAUUCAAUCCCAAAGAUCAUGAGAUUCCCGAGGCUCCUCCACUAGAUACAUUUAAAACAGAGAUUGAUACAGCAACAGAACCUUUUGAGGAUUUGGAAUUUCCAGCUGAGACAAUAAGCGUUUAUAAACCAAAUCAAAAACCACCUCCAGGUGCUGCUAGGAUAAAGAAAUGGCUCCGACCUCACCAGGUGAAUGGUGCUGUAAAUCCAGAAUUAUUCGUUGAUGAUGUAAAUGUUCUUGAUGUACAACAAGGAGGUCUAGGUGAUUGUUGGUUUAUUGGGUCAUUAUGUAUUCUUGCAGAUUCAAGACACAGAAUUGAACAGUUGAUUGUUUCAAAACCAGAAACUAAGGAAAGAGGAAAAUAUUCAUUUAGAUUCUUUAGGGAUGGUCAAUGGAAAAAUGUAUCAAUUGAUGACAGAUUACCUUGUGAUCUGAAAGGGAACUUGGUAUUUGCUAAAAGCACCAACCCAAAUGAAUUUUGGGUUCCGUUGUUAGAAAAAGCCUAUGCAAAAUUUAUGGGAUCUUAUGCAAGUCUUGAAGGAGGAUUUACUAGAAAUGCGCUUGUUGACAUGACAGGAGGUUUCUCUGAAGUAAUGGAUAUGAAAAAGAAAACUGUUUUGGAUGUGUGGAACUAUGUCAGCAAGAGAACUCAGCAAGCUACUCUUAUUGGAGCUAGUUCAUCAUCAACAACAGGAGAAACUGGGAUUGGAAGUACAGGCCUUAUGGCAGGACAUGCAUAUGCCGUUAUUGACUGUUUUGAAGUUGCAGAUGUAAAAUUAAUUAGAUUGAAAAAUCCUUGGGCCAAUGGAGAAUGGAAAGGUGCUUGGGCUGAUAAUGCAGCGGAAUGGAAAAACUCUCCUAAAGUUGCAGAGGUUGUAAAGCCUUCUUUUGCAGAUGACGGAACUUUCCAUAUGACCAUUGAGGAUUUUUGUAAAUAUUUCACUACAUUGGAUGUUUGUAGACUAAUUAAUUACCCUGUGAAUCCAGAUACACCAGCUGUUGUUGAAUGGAAAUGCCAAACUAGGUUAGGAAAUUGGAAUGGUGAAGGAUUGUUCACUGCUAAUACUAAAGUUUCUAGGAGAGGACCUCAAUUCACUUUCACUCUUCAAGAAACUUCAGAUGUAAUAAUAAGUUUGACACUACAUUCAUCAAAGUACUUGUCAGAUGUUAAGGACAAGGACUUUCCUAUCGGUUUCCAUGUAAUGAAAUCUGAUGAAAAUAAGGAUAGAUGCUUCUUUGUCAAACCAGCUAGUAUUAUGUUUAAGAGUACAUUUGAAUAUAGUAGAGAAAAUUCAAUGAAAUAUAAUCAAUUAGCAGCUGGAAACUAUUUGAUUUGUCCAUCAGUGUACUUUAAGGAUAAGGUCGGAUCUUUUGUUAUUAGAACAUUUAUUCGAUCAAGCUGUAAGGGAUUCAAUGUUGAAUUAUUGCCUGGUGAAGAGGAAUAUUAUCAUUACGUUGCUAAGGAAAGUCAAUGGGACUUUUUAUCUGCUGGUGGGUGCAUGAAUUCUUGGAGGUGGAUAAAGAACCCACAAUUCUUACUGACUUUGAAGAGUAACGAGAGUAAAAAAUUGCGAGUCAGAGUAGGAGUGGAGCAAGUUUCUGAUCAACCAGAGUUUACUGGAAUGUACAUAUUACAGGCUAACGACAAGAACCCAACAAAACCAAUUUAUGAAAAUAAGGAGGCAGCCAAACCUCUUCAAUUCAUUAACAGAGCGGACAAUAUUAGUGAUGAUGCAUUCGAUCUGGAAACAAAUAAGAAUUAUGUCCUGAUUCCAACAACAUUCAAAACUGGUAUAGAGAUGAAGUUUACCACCAAGGCCUUCAUCCAAAAACCUCCAGGUCCACCAGUAACUGUCGACUUGAUUCCUCUCACAGAUUCUAUUUUCAAGAGAAAGUAUUUAGAAUGUGAAUGGACAAAAGAAACAGCAGGUGGAUGUCCAAAUAAUAAGGAAACAUUUUGGAAAAAUCCAAAAGUCAUGAUUUCAGCAGCUAAGGAUUGUGAAGUGGAUAUCUUAUUAUGUCAGGAAGAAAAGGAUGGAAAACUGGCCGGUGUUGGGUUCCAUGUUUUUAAGGGUGAGAUGAGAUCAGCAUGUCAAUGUGCAAAAACCAAUUCUUGGGGAUUCAAUCGAGUUGCAGCUCUCACAAUUUCACUUCAGGCCAAUAUUGCUUACUACAUUCUACCAUCCACUUACAAUGCAGGUGAUGAAAGAAAAUUCACAAUUGUGGCAGUUCAUUCAAGUGAUGUUAAAUUAGGUCUCUUAUAA